CCCCAAAUUUUGGCUGACAUUUCUACCCUUUUCACCCUUGCAUAGCUCCUUUCCUUCGACAAAGAUCAACGGCUCAACCCCGAGGGCAACAUCUCCGACCUCGACCCCUAUCACCGUCACCGGACUGGAGAUCGGAAUGCUAGGAUAGUGACGACAAGCUUCCAAUCCUCUUCACCGUCGAGAAACAAGCUUCCAUCUUUUUUUGCUGUCAAGACACCGGCUUCGAUCUUCGAUUGACUCCAUCGACGAAGAGGAGGAAAGUGAUAUCAUCAGUCAAUUUCUGUCUUAUACUUUGAUUUAUGCUUUGGAUUAGCUGGGUUUUACACCAUUACCAACUAUCUGUUGCUUCUAUUAUUUGAGUCUUCUCACUUCUGUGACGGUGAGGAUGGCGAGAUGGCCGACGACGGCAUUGUUUCCAAAAAUCGAUCUUAGAGAAUUGCGGACCAAGGGUUGCAUUUAUUUGGUGUAUAUUUCUGCAAUCUCUGGGGCUUUAUCUCAAGAACCCGAACUUGGAUCUACCCGUGUUGUCUUUCAGACGAAUUACGGGGAUAUUGAAUUUGGUUUCUUUCCCACAGUUGCACCCAAAACUGUUGAUCACAUUUUUAAACUUGUGCGACUUGGAUGCUAUAACACAAAUCACUUUUUCCGGGUAGAUAAGGGCUUUGUGGCCCAAGUAGCGGAUGUUAUGGGUGGAAGAUCCGCUCCCAUGAAUGAAGAACAAAAAAGAGAAGCUGAAAAGACUGUUGUUGGUGAAUUUAGCCAAGUCAAACAUGUUCGAGGUAUUCUUUCUAUGGGAAGAUACAGUGAUCCAGACAGUGGUGGAUCUUCAUUUUCAAUGCUUCUGGGAGAUGCUCCUCAUCUUGACGGCCAGUAUGCAGUAUUUGGAAGAGUCACUAGAGGCGAUGAUACAUUGAGAAAGCUUGAGGAACUACCUACUCGUAAAGAAGGGAUAUUUGUUAUGCCAACAGAGCGUAUUACUAUUCUAUCAUCUUAUUACUAUGACACCGAGAGUGAAGAUUGCGAAGGAGACAGAUCGAUUUUGAAACGCAGGCUAGCUGCUUCAGUUGUUGAAAUCGAAAGACAGAGGAUGAAAUGCUUCCCCUGAUAGGAUCUUGAUUGACAAGUGAGAGUGUUUAUCAUGCUGCAGUAUGAUGUCAAGAGAGCAUACAAAUACCAGUUUGACUCCAUUCAGCCACAUUGUUCGAAAGAUGUACGUGUUUCUUAACAGCGACUCAAGAAUGAAUCUUCUUUGGCCUCGUUUCUUCGUUUUUUUCUCCUUUGAAAAGAAAACAUGUUUUCCAUGUAUUGUACUGGGUUUACGGAAUGAAUCAUGCUGUUUAUGGUUUGUAAAUUAAUGCUACUUAAUGGAUUUUAUAUUUUGUAUUGAA
Molecule: messenger RNA, 1388 nt
Organism: Prosopis cineraria
Lineage: Eukaryota; Viridiplantae; Streptophyta; Magnoliopsida; Fabales; Fabaceae
Product: peptidyl-prolyl cis-trans isomerase CYP23
Exons: 8
Coding region: 386-1105 (239 amino acids)
Biological process (GO): protein peptidyl-prolyl isomerization
Molecular function (GO): peptidyl-prolyl cis-trans isomerase activity
Source: RefSeq, a predicted model, not a curated record